This is a messenger RNA of Alternaria atra, 861 nucleotides long. RefSeq lists its product as uncharacterized. The transcript has a single exon. The coding region runs from base 1 to 861 and encodes 286 amino acids. Lineage: Eukaryota; Fungi; Ascomycota; Dothideomycetes; Pleosporales; Pleosporaceae. The record is from RefSeq and is a predicted model, not a curated record.
AUGGAGCCACCAACCUCCCCACCAGCAGCAGACAUCGCAAAACCCUUGUCCGAUUUCCAAAAGAUAGGCCACAACACAUACCUCUGGACCUCACCGCCCUAUCUGUCUCAGCCUGCAGAUCAAACACCACUCAUCCUCCUCUUCGCCUGGAAUGCCGCGGCCGCAAAGCACAUCGCCAAAUAUACCCUCACCUACCAGAAGCUGUUCCCCACAUCCCGCAUCUUGCUAGUACGAUGCUUCACCGAAGACAUGUUCCGUAGCGCCUCUUCCUACAGCUCCUUACUCCAGCCAGCAAUGGAUCUUGUAGCUGAACACACCACUUCAGGAGGCCAAGUCCUUGUUCAUAGUUUCUCAAACGGCGGCGGGAAUCAAGUCAAUGAGUUUGCGAAAACGUGGACGAAGAAUUAUGGCACAGUACUACCGAUGCGAGCACAGAUCCUCGAUUCCAGUCCAACGAAAGGUCCAUGGAUGAAGAGCCACGCAGCGAUUUCUGCUUCGCUUCCCAAAAGCAUGUUUUGGGUUUGGUUUGGCGGGGCGCUGGUACAUCUCUUGCUUGUUUGCACAUUUGUUGCUGAUAAGGUUAUGGGGAGAGAAAACAAGAUGGUGGUUUUGUGUCGGGAGCUGAACGAUGAGUCGGUAUUUGACACCAGGGUACCGCGUGUGUAUUUGUAUAGUAGAGCGGAUCAGAUGGUGGGUUUUGAGGAAGCAGAUGAACAUGCUGAUAUCGCCAAGGCGAAGGGGUGGGAUGUGACAAAGGUACAGUUUGAGAAGAGUUCGCAUUGUGGGCAUAUCAGGGAGGACGAAGGGAGGUAUUGGGCGGCGGUUAUGGAGGCUUGGAAGAAGGGACCGAGAAAGAAGUAG